CUCUUUACACCGUCCUAUGUGUUUGUAAAACCGCGACGGUGUAUGCAAUGCAGGGUAUCGCUGCUGGGUAUGGGUGUGGAAAUAUUACACAUUAGUUACGAUGACAGACCGAGAAGAGACGAAGAGACUGCUGGAUGACAGCGACGACGCUGACGAUGGUGAUAUACAUGAAAAUGUCCGGGAAGAUUCCAGCGAGAAGGAGGUUUUUAUUUUUGAGGAUGCCAUUAAGAGUACUGGGUAUGGAAAAUAUCACAUCUACAUCUUGCUUCUGUGUGGCUGGGCCGUGUCCAGUGAUGCUGUGGAGGUUUUAUCCGUUUCAUUCCUGUUACCGUCGGCAUCGUGUGAUCUGCACAUGAAUUCAGCGGAUAAAGGAUGGCUUAGUGCCAUUGUGUUUGUGGGUAUGUUGGUUGGAGGCUAUCUGUGGGGCUCCCUGGCUGAUCGGACAGGUCGAAGGUCAACACUGAUGUGGUCCCUGCUGCUGAACGGGGUGGGAGGCCUCGUGUCCAGCACAGCUCAAGUCUUCUGGUUCUUCUUACUCAUGAGGUUCAUCAGCGGAAUCGGGGUUGGUGGAAGUAUACCUGUGAUAUUUUCUUAUUUUGUUGAAUUUCAACCAAAAGACAGACGCGGAACAAUGAUUAGUGUGCUGGCGACAUUCUGGAUGGGUGGCAACAUCAUGGCAGCAGGUCUGGCAUGGAUCGUUAUACCACACAAAACUCUAGGAUAUUUUCAUCCAGAUUUCAUCUACAACAGUUGGAGGAUAUUCGUUGCUCUGUGCACCAUUCCAAGUCUUACUUCUGCAGCUGCUUUCGUUUUAAUGCCCGAAAGUCCAAAAUAUUUACUCACAAUUGGAAAACAUAAAGAAGCCAUUGCUGUUCUAUCUCAAGUAUUUCAUAAAAAUGGAGGGAAGGGAAUCUUUCCAGUCAAAUAUUUGGUGUUGUCCGAGGAUGAUAAGGAGGAGGUAACUCAACAUAUGGACGACAGACUGCACUUUUCCGAGAGUCCGUCACCGUGGUAUCGGUGUCACAUCAAGAACAAAUGUCUUUCACUAUUGCAGAGAACGUUUGAGUUGUUCAAUCCACAAUUAAGAAGAGGGUCCAUUUUGCUGAUAAUCAUCAAUUUUACACUGGCAUUUGGGUAUUAUGGUUUGUUCAUGUGGUUACCGGAACUAUUCAAUCGCAUUCAGAAAUACGGAGGCACUCCGUGUAACCUGGCACCCAUGAACGCUACCCAUAAUUCCACAGCAUGCGAAGAUCCAGGGAACCAGGUUUAUCUCGAGGGCUUUCUCACAUCCAUAUCCAACCUACCAGGAAACAUACUCACCAUCUUUUUAAUGGACAAACUCGGCAGGAAACUGCUUUUGUCAACCAGCAUGGUGCUGUCAGGACUGAUAGUGUUUUUCAUCAGCAUGGUGCGGACGAAUGUGGAGAACGUCGUUCUGUCCUGUGUGUUUGGUGCCGUGUCCACGAUCGGCUGGAACGCUCUCGAUGUUCUCUUCAGUGAACUCUUUCCUACCCGAGUCAGAUCAACGGCGUCGGGUGUGGUAAAUGGGGUCGGUCGUCUCGGAGCAAUUCUCGGAAAUGUUGUGUUCGGGCAACUUGUCGAUGUUAGCUGUGCCGUUCCCAUGAUCCUUGUUGCCACGCUACUUUCUUUUGGUGGUCUGUCGUCCUUAAAACUGCCUAACACCGUCCGUAUUGACAUCCACUGAGUGUCAUUAUGGUUGCAGACUGCACUGAACUCUUUUGUUGGGUUGUAAUCCUCAUUACACAUCUUGAUAUCCACCGAGUGUAACCAUGGUAACAAGCUGCACUACUUUCAGAUUGGUGGUUUGUCAGACUUGAAACUGCCCUAACACAGUCACUGUGCCUAUUUAUAUCCACCAAGAGUUGUUAUGGUAACAGUGACUGGUGACAGCACUACUUUCUUUUGGUGGUUUGCAUAGAAAACAUCACCGACUGCCUAACACUGCCAUUUGAUAUACACUGAAUGUUGUCAUGGUAACAGUGACUAGUAGCUGCACUACAAUCUUUUGUCAUACUUAAAGGGAUGGUCCUCAGUUUGCUGCCGUUGUAGGAUGUUUAUGACUAACAGAUCCUUUUUUAUGACUAAACUUACUUAUUAUAUACAUAGCAAUGAAAUAUAUAGAUCUACGGAAACCAUAAAAGUGAUAUCUGGUGAAAAGUCGUAUUUUCACUAUUUUAGCUACAGUGAAAAUAUAGAAAUCGUAUUUACUUUUUUGUAAAAGUGCAUGAUUAAAUUAUCUCCCUUUGUCUCAUUUCUUCGUAUUUAAAUCUGAUGAUUACCAAUGCAAUUACGAU
Messenger RNA from Gigantopelta aegis, 2315 nucleotides. Its product is annotated as synaptic vesicle glycoprotein 2C-like. Bases 101 to 1705 code for a protein of 534 amino acids. NCBI's taxonomy places the organism in Eukaryota, Metazoa, Mollusca, Gastropoda, Neomphalida, Peltospiridae. Gene Ontology annotation, cellular component: membrane. The record is from RefSeq and is a predicted model, not a curated record. Gene Ontology annotation, molecular function: transmembrane transporter activity. Gene Ontology annotation, biological process: transmembrane transport. The transcript is spliced from 12 exons.